ACGUCACCGAAGGCGAGGUCGGACGAGUUUGAUUUUCAAAACAACAACAAACCGCCAAAAUGGUGAUGGACGAAGGGGCGCCGAUGCGCGAAGCGGUUGACGUCCUGACGAAGUUCUCCCUCGACAGACUCGACAGCAGUUGGAUUAAGGCGGUGAUCGAUGGGGACUUCACCGAAGUGGAGGACUUACCGGCGGAAUUCGCCGAGGUGCACUCCGACACCCGCUUCCAGGAGGCCCUCGACGCCGCCGUCGGGUCCUUACGACGUUAUGUCGACAGUUUGGCGCCCGCUGACGCAGACGCCGACGGAGGGAAGAGGCUGUCAGUGGCCGCCUCCGCCGGCGUAUCGGGCCAUCGGGAGGAUCUGUCGAGUCUGAACGGCACUCGGGAGGAGGGCGACGGCGAACUGGGGACGAGAUUCUGGGCGGCGUUGGCAGCAGAGAGCCUGAGCGUGAAGGGCCUGAAGGCCUUCCUCUUUUACUUCCUGCACAAGGGCCAAAGGUACGGCGCCAAGGAGGAGGACCGAGAGUGCGCCAUCCGAGCCUGCAGCCUCUACUUCCUGCUGCUAUGUGUCCCCGGCAGCAACGCCUUCCGGGUCUUCCACCCGGUGCUCUACACGAAGUCCGUCGAGGUGCUCAGGUUGUCGUCCAAAUUGAAGGUGGGAGCGACGACGCAGAGAGGCCGGCCCCCAUUGGGUGGCCGGGGCGGGGGAAGCCAGGGCAGGAAGUCACAAGACGAACUCUCCAGCCAAGGCGACGACGACGAGGAAGAAGAAGAAGAGGGGUCCACACUGUCGCCGGCCGAGGCGACCAAGUUGACCAGGUCGCUGAAUCACCUCUUCGACGACUUCUUCAGGCUGACCAAGAGGUUCUCCCUGAAGCAUUCGGCCGAGUGCCUCGACGAAACCGUCGGCAUCUUGGUCGAGGUGUCGCGGUGCGAGACGCAAGACGCCCAGGGCGUGUUCCUCCGCCGCCACGGCCCCUCCUCCGUCACGGCCCUGUCGCACAACGCGUACGUUGCUCUCCAGUGCGUGUGUGACCCCGUUCACGGAAAGCUGAGCAGAAUCGUCAUCGUCGUCAUGAAGCACAUCAUGCACAGUAUCCUCAUGAUCGCUCGAGGUAGCUCGGACUCGUCGCCCCGAGCUUUGGGUGUCAUUAGGGAUCAUUCCCAGAUUUUUGUGAAGUAUAUUUUAACACAAGUCAAAGAAGAAGCUUAUGAAGGUGUUUACAUCUUGAUCCAGCACAUCUGCAUUCGCGUCCCAGACCGAGCGGAAUUUCGUCAGAAGACAGCGCAGUCUGUGGUCGAGAUAUUGCGUUACCUUCCCAUCCAGCUGUAUACGAGGCUCGUGAAGUGGUUCUUCAAAUUUUCCCAUAAUGAAAAGGCAGGCCACAGGUUGUUUAUGCUGGAAGUGAUAGCCAAGAUGCUAGAUGAAAAGGAGAGAGUUGAGGAGGGCACUGGAACUCCAGUGGUGCAGCAGCCUGCCAGAAGGGAAAAGAGAGAGGUUUCGGAAGACUCCUCGGACAGUGACAGCGACAGUGAUUGUGGGGUGCAGAGAAACGAAGGCAGCACCUUUCUGAAGGUUAACGUGGAUCAUCCUGUCGAAGCUCCUCCAGAUCGCAAUGUUCUGUCGCACAAGUUUCUCUUGGGCAUCAUUUUCUCCAGGUGUCGUGAUAGUGGUGCGACAGUUCGCGCAAAAGCUUUAGCUUUGCUGGCAGAGUGCACCUAUUCAAAAAAUCCAACCAUCAUUUUAGCAAUGAAGCAGAUUUUCUUUCAGAAUCGCCCCCUGUUGUUCACAACACCUCACAUUGAUCAGAAUAACAUCAAUAUCGAGUCGCCCUUAGAACAAGAAGGGGAGGAAAACCUCGACUUGCCAAAUGCAGCCAUGAUGGUUUCCAUGCUCCAUCGGCGUGCACUUGACAACAAAGCGAUUGUACGCAGGUCUGCGUUGCAGGUGUUGGAGAAUUUGAUGAAACUGGACAAAGAAUUGCUUAACGUCAAGAAUUUAGAGGUGCUCAUGGAACACUGCCGCGACCCAGCCCUCCUGAUCAGGAAACAGAUGAUCACUUCGUUGUCGGCGCUUGUAGAAGCUUACCCGGAAAAUGAAGAUGUAAUUAUCUGUUGGAUCAAGGGUGUCUUCCCUCUUAUCCUUGAUCCAGAGGUCAAAGUUCAAGAAAAAGUGACCGAGCUCCUUGAUCAGUUGGUGUUCAGAAGACUGGUUCCGUACAGUGAGCGGCAGGAGGAAACUCCUGACCAGAAGCUUCCGUGGGUUAUUGUUGCUACUGUUACAAAACUGAGUUUCCACAAAUUCUUCAAUAAAGCUGUGAUGAUCUGGGCAAAAUCUGAAUACAAAAGGCCCCAGAUUGUAAAGGUAGUGCGUACUCAUAUGAGCAAGGAGCAUAACGAAGAGAUGUGGACACUCUUGGCAUCACUGUCCAACUACUUGACCGUUACUGAUGCUGCUUUUGUUGUUAAUUAUUUUGAGGAACAGUGUCAGGAAGGUUCAAAGGUGGGAUCAUACACCCUUCAACAGGUAUUGAAGGUUCUGAGUAACAGCAUCAAGAACAUCCCCAACGAUCGAGCAGAGGCUCUCCACGACCGUCUUCUGCGACCUAUAACCCAUUUCAAUGUUGGAGCACAGCUCAUAUCCCCGAUGAUGGACACGUUAACCUUGCUCACGUACAGUAUGCAUGGAAAUGAGGAGGAAGGUUUAGUAGCGUUGGAGAAAUGGGUCGCCCCUAUCCUGAAAUCUUGUGAUGACCAUCUGGCAAGUAUCCUGUUUCAACACUCAUUGUCCAGUCUAGAUGCCGAAGAAGAGGAGAAACUUUUUCGCCAUAUCUUCACCUUGGGUGAGGCAUCAAUGUUAUGUCCUCGUAAGGUCAACAGGAGGAUGUUCUUGUUGAUCCAGAGCAUCAUUUUUCAACAAACUGGGAAAGAGGCAAGGCCUCUCGUAAUCCCAGCAUCACAGACUCAGAGUUCGCAGCCUCCUUCUAUAUCUUACAAGCCAACUACAAGAGUUCGGGCUGUGGCUAUUGUAGCUCUAGGUAAAAUGUGCUUGCAGCAUGAGGAACAAGCGAAGCGUAUCAUUCCUGCCCUUGGGAAAAUGCUUGAUAUGAAGAUCUGCCCAGCACUGAGGAUCAACAUUGUAUUUACGCUCUCGGAUAUGUGCGUGAGGUACGCAACUCUUGUGGAUCCUCUGAUGCCACAAGUGACUGCUUGUUUGCGUGACCCUGAUCUAGAAGUCAGAAGGACUACUCUCACGCUGCUCAUCAACUUAUUGCAAGAGGAUUAUCUCAAGCUCAAGGGGUCCUUCUUUUAUCGCAUCUUGCAGUGUCUGACUGAUGAUCACGACGAAAUACGAAGCACCGUUAUCUUCUAUGUCACCGAGAGGUUGUUGAAACGCUUCCCAAAGAUUCUUUGUCAGCACUUUAUUGAAUGUAUCUUCCAUUAUAACUGCUAUGAGGAACACGAGAGUUAUAACAGAUUCUCCCAGAGCUCCAAGGAAAAGGAGUUGUUUUCUUUAGCGGGCAAAGAACACAUGGAAGAAAGGAUGAUGAUUUAUAAGUUUAUGCUGGAUCACAUGCAGGAUGAUCAGCGAUUUACAACAACCCAUAGACUCAUUCAGGAUGUUUUAGGUGGACUGGUUGAUGGUCGCAUAAAGCUCUCUCCUGGAAGCUUGCCCAUGCUGGAGGACACACUCAAUGUCUUGAGAAGCGACGAGAUCAAGCUUGCGUCGCUGAAAUCACGACCCGAGGACGCAGACCAGCCUGCUGAUCAGGCGGAAGAGGCUGCCAUGGCCGGCAUGGUGAUCAAAAAGACUAUUAUUUCACAGGUAGUAAAGCGCAGUGUGAUAGAGAAUGUCGUUCCAAUCCUGAUUGCUGUCAAACAUAAAUUAGAGGAACAUAGAUCGCCUCUAAUGAAGCACUUACUGCUCUACUUUAAGGAACUUAUGAAGGAUUACAAAAACGAGGUAAAAGAAAUAUUAGCAGGUGACAAACAGCUUGCUCAAGAGAUUGAGUUUGAUUUGAGACGACUUGAUCAGGAGGAAAAAGAAAGAGAAGAAGAAGAGCUAAAGAGGAGACAGGCUGAAAAAGAGGUUGCUGCUGAUGUUCAAGAUGAUGCUGGUGAAUGUGCCAAUGAUCUUGAGAAAUCUUUAAGUUUGGGCACAUCGCCGUCCCUCAAGAAAAAUGGUCCGGAAAUGAUACCAAAGACACCAACUGCUGUACAAAAUAAACUCCACAAAAUGGCACUGCUGAAUUCUAAGGCAAUAACAAAUAGGAGGAGGAGUUCUCUUGUACCAGUGCCAUUCAUUCAGGACAGUGAUUCAAACUUAAAUUCACGGGAAACUCGAGCUUCAUUGGAGACUCAAGCUUCACAUUCCCAAAAUGCAGCUCAGGUCCAGACACCAAAAGCUGAUGGUGAAGAAGAGAAUGUUCAAGCACCAAAGGCAUCCGACGUUGAGAGACAACCUAAUUCUGAUGAGGAAGUUGGGAAGGAAGCCGGACCUCUUCAGGAGGAGGUUAGGAAGGAAGCCGGACCUCUUCAAGAGGAAGAAGACUUGGAAAACAACGCUUCUGAGAAGGACGACACCCACAUUGAUCCCAGGCCAAUUGGAGGAAAUUCUCCAGUUAGAAAUGUUGAAGGAACACCCAAAGGAAAAACAUUAAAGUCAACUAGGGAUAAAUUAUUGAGAGCCAUUAGCACACCUCAUCACAAACCUGGUGUGAUUAGUAAUAUUACAUUUAUAGAUGAAACCCAGGAUCUUAGUGCAAUAACUGUAAACACCUCGGCUGCUUCACUGCCAUCAGUUACCGAACAACCUAAAUUAGUUUUACAUUUGCAAAGUCCUGAAGCCUUUGCAAAGGAAUCUGACUUUAGUCAAUUACGUCGAGCAAGUAGGGAAACCGACCGCAGAUCUGAAUCUAAAGGGAAGGCUGCAAAGUCAAUUCGUAAAUCUAACCCAGAAAUUUUCGAUUCCCUCGCUAGUGUUGAAACAGAGCUCGAUAGUGAUAAUUCUGAUUUAGUCCCAGAAAAUCAAAGUGCACAAAAAGGAGGAGCAAGGGUGGAAGAAGCAGUCAGUAAGGGUAAAAGGACAAGACAUAUGGCCUCGCUCAGUCCUUACACCAAAGAAGGGUGGAGGUCGAGAAAAAUUCAGAAGCCAAAAUAAUACACUGUAGGUCAAAAGGAAGUGGAGGAAAAUAUUUUGUUACUCGGAUGAAUAUCAGGUCAUAAUGUAUUUGGUAAAAUCUUAUUUUGCUUUAUCUUUUGUGAUGAAUAUAAGGUAUUAAUGUAUUUAGUAAGAUUAUAUUUUGCCUUAUCUUUUGUAAACUGUAUAUUAAGGAAGAAUAAAGUAUAGGUCGAAAGGAAGUGGAGGGAAAUAUUUUUUUACUCGGAUGAAUAUGAGAUAGUAAUGUAUUUAGUAAAAUUUUAUUUUGCUUUAUCUUUUCUAAACUGUAUAAUAAGGGAGUAUUAAGUCCUGUUAAGAUUCUGUAUUGUAGUGUUCUUGGAGGUCAAGAAAAAUUCCGAAGCCAAAAUAAAGUAUAGGUAGAAAGAAAGUGGAGGAAAAUAUUUUUUUACUCGGAUGAAUAUAGGGUAAUAAUGUAAUUAGUAAGAUUUUAUUUUGCUUUAUCUUUCGUAAACUAUAUUAAGGAAGAAUUAAGUACUAUUUAGGUUUUGUAGUGUUCUUAAGUGUUAUGAUAUCUCAAAUUAGAAAUAAAGACAUCCUAAAAUCAUGACUUUCUAUAUUUUAAUGUUUAAGACAUUUGGCAAGGUGGAAAUGCCUGAGUAAAACUUGAAGGAAGUAUAAGUUUAUGUAAAAUUACAAAGUGAAUACAUGUAAUAAAAGACACAAGGGAAGACCAUCAAGUUGACUUCCACAGGGAACGACUAAGUACAUAAAAUACAAGGGCCUGGCAGUGGCUUGCGACUUUUGCUUUCCUUAAUGUAUCACAGGCAUCCAAAACUUUUGAAUUUUGCAUUAUAGUUAUGUAUGAAAACCAGACUACCAUAUCAGGACCUUUGAUGAGCAACGUGUUUUGUCCUCUGUUCCAUUGAUUGUGUUCAAGCCCUUUUCCAUAAGAGUGCAGCAGUAUAUAUAUUUGUAUGUAAUAUGUAUGCUUAGUGCAGUCUGUGUUGUUAAAAGGACAUGAAAUUAUAUCUGAAAGGAUUUGUUGUUGUAGAAAUAAGGUUUAAAAAGAAUAUUGGGUGUCUGCUAACAGGAUAGGGUGGGAAAUACUAUAGGGCUAAUUACAUAUGUGAGAUGGUAAUGGAAUUGGAGGGCUAGGACAUCUCUUUUGUGUUGAGUUGGGGGAAUGGUAUGAGACUGUCAACUUGUGCCCUCUGGACACCAGGAGAUUUGAAAAACCCAGACCUUGCAUGGUAAUUAUGCAAUGGCCGUCUGGACGCGAGAGGAUAUUGCAAGACAUAAGAUAAUGGUAAUGGAGAUGUAUGUAUUGUGUUCUGUAAUGCGCUAGUUAUGCUUGGUUAAUUUUCAGCUCUCGGAUUUCACUUGUUAUAAGAAGAAAUCCUCUGGAAGCUUUUCCUGAUUUGAAGUAUAAUGUCAAAUUAAACAGCUUUGUGAUAUCAGUGACAUUAAUGUAGUCUUGAUGAAUAUUACCUUGUAGUCCUUUUAUAUCUGAUGACUCAACCCAAUCACUGAAUGCAGAGAGAAAUACAGAUCUUACUGUGAUAGCUCAAUCUAGUUGUCGUCUCAGUGAACAGCGUGUAAUAAACUCUUUGCGACCAGAUACAACAAAACCCUAGGGGCAAUUUUGUUUGUUCGUUCCUGAUCCUUGGGCCGUGGCAGAAGACGCCCUGCAACACUUUGGGAAAACCUGGAUGUUGAUGCCUUUUCCCCUUAUUCCUGAUCCAUCAAGUUAUCAACAGAGUAAUGACUUCUCAGAAUCUCGGGAAGACUAUUGGCUCCCUUAUGGCCACACGUAGAAUGGUACCCCAAUCUUCUAGCUUUGCUGACUGAGGGAGAUUACCCCGGGCACAACCUUCUUUGCCUGCCACACAUCAAUAGGGUCCUUAUCUCUUCACAACUGGAGACAAUCCAGUAUCUGUUGCGAGUGAGAUGCUUUUCCCGUAGAACAGCCAUGGAGAUGUCUGGUUAUCUCAGAAGAUGAGACUCCUGAGAAGUCUAUAUAAGACUCGGACGUCUGGAAAAACUAAUCCUUAUCAUUAUUAUCCUCUACUUAUGAACUUGCAGAGAUACGAACAUCUGUGCAUGGAACUGCAUAUCUCUCAAGAAAAACAGUCCAGUCCAGUCCAUCAAACAGUGCCUGACAGCUCUGGGCUGCUCGAAGGUGUCACAUGCAUACCAAAGUAGUGUAGGCCAGGAAGAGGGGGGACUGGGGGAGGCUGGUGAGCAGACAAGAAAUUCACCAGGAAACCACCCAAGAGGGUAAACCCCGUAGGCCUAGGGACACCCAAACCACUGCCACUUUGUUGGACUCCAAAUCUGAAACAAAGGGAGCUGGAGGGGGAGUCUCCUCUCUUGAUACUAGAUGACAUGAAGUAAGCGGCAUCAACAUGAAUGGUGUGUGGAAGGUCUUAUAUCCAGUUUGUAAAUGACUUCAGACAGUUUAAUCAAGAGGAGGAAAAGGGAGCCUAACAGUCUUGUUGACUUAAGUGAAAAGUUACAGCUUGCUGUAGGGGAAUAGGACUUCCAAGAGUUGUUUGACAGUCAUUCUGAGUUGACAAAUGUGGAUUUGAUGGAACUGGAAGAAAUGCAUAAAACAGAAAAUCAUGAAGAACAACUCGUUCCCUUAAAGAAGUUUUAAACAUACUUGAUGGCCUAGAGAUUUUCAAAACUUCCAUAAAAAGUGUUGACCAUUUUUAAGAAUAAAGAGCCCAACAGUCGGUGAUGCUUUCCAGUGUUAUCGUAUCAUAUAUGAUGAAAAUAAAAGUAUAGAACAAUACAAAAUUCCAUAGACAAAUUCUUUAAACCAAUGCCUUCAAACUCAAGAGCCUCGCCACCUCCUCUCAUCAUCCGUCACGACGCCUAUGACACCAGUUUCAAAGUUAAGAAAACUGUACAUGUACGUACUUUGCUGUAUUAUUAUUAUAAUUUUGUUUUUCAUAGCUUCCAUGAUAAUGCAGUUAUGUAAAUGUAGUAUCUUUUCAGUAUUUGCUAAAAUCAUGUUAAUACAUAUGUAAUCUCUUUAUAGGGUUUCCUUUAUUAUUUGAUAUAAGAAAAAUAACAUUCCAUA
Messenger RNA from Macrobrachium nipponense, 8208 nucleotides. RefSeq names its product condensin-2 complex subunit D3-L-like. The record is from RefSeq and is a predicted model, not a curated record. Gene Ontology annotation, molecular function: histone binding. Gene Ontology annotation, cellular component: condensed chromosome, centromeric region; condensin complex. Gene Ontology annotation, biological process: mitotic chromosome condensation; meiotic chromosome condensation. Lineage: Eukaryota; Metazoa; Arthropoda; Malacostraca; Decapoda; Palaemonidae.